GAAAUACCUUCAAAUCGUUGCCAUGGCUGUAUCCCAAUUGUACCUUUGACCCUGGGAAGCCGACAAACAAGGAUAUGGAGAGAGAGAGAGAGAGAGGCUGCUGGGUAAAGCACGCCACCCGGCACCAGUCAGACAGACACAGACGGAGCUAGUGCUGCAAAUAUGUCGGAUAAUAUCCCUCUGCAGCCUGUCCGCCACAAGAAAAUCCACGAUUCCAAACAGAGGAGCGGAUGCUGCGGCUGGUGCUGUAGAGGAAGGGAUUUCAAACCUCGCACGGUGUGGCUUGGACACCCAGAGAAACGAGAUCAUAAAUACCCACGAAAUGUUAUCAAUAAUCAAAAAUACAACUUCUUCACCUUUCUCCCUGGGGUACUUUUUAACCAGUUUAAGUAUUUCUUUAAUCUUUACUUCCUGCUGUUGGCGUGUUCCCAGUUUGUACCAGAUUUGCGACUUGGCGCCCUGUAUACAUAUUGGGCUCCUUUGGGUUUUGUGUUGGCCGUGACAGUCAUCCGAGAGGCAGUGGAGGAGAUCCGAUGUUAUGUCCGUGACAAAGAAGUGAACUCCCAGAUCUACAGCAAGCUCACAGCAAGAGGGACUAUGGUUGUCAAGAGUUCAAACAUACAAGUGGGAGAUUUGAUUAUUGUUGAUAAGAAUCAGAGGGUACCUGCUGACAUGAUUUUCCUCCGAACAUCAGACAAAAGUGGCUCUUGUUUUAUUCGUACAGACCAGCUAGAUGGUGAGACUGAUUGGAAGAUGCGUUUGCCUGUUGGCUGUACUCAGAGAUUACCCAUUGCAGCUGAUCUGUUACAAAUACGAUCUUAUGUUUAUGCGGAAGAACCAAAUCUUGACAUUCAUAGUUUUGUUGGGACUUUUACUCGGGAAGAUGGCGACCCACCAGUUAAUGAGAGUUUGAGCAUAGAGAAUACGUUAUGGGCCAGUACUGUUAUUGCUUCUGGUACUGCAGUGGGUGUUGUUAUCUACACAGGCAAAGAAAUGCGAAGUGUUAUGAAUACCUCUCACCCAAAAAGCAAGAUGGGGCUGUUUGACCUGGAGGUGAACUGUUUGAUGAAGAUUUUGUUUUUUGCAUUGGUGGUGUUGUCGCUUGUCAUGGUUUCUCUACAACACUUCAGGGGACGCUGGUAUCUCCACUUGUUUCGCUUCUUCCUUCUGUUUUCCCAAAUCGUUCCAAUCAGUAUACGUGUCAACCUGGACAUGGGAAAGAUGGUCUACAGCUUGAUGAUUAGGAAAGACUCUAAAAUUCCUGGUACAUUGGUCCGGGCCAGUACCAUUCCUGAGCAGCUUGGGAGAAUAUCUUAUGUACUCACAGACAAGACAGGGACUCUUACAAAAAAUGAGAUGCAGUUCAGGCGUCUUCACCUGGGUACAGUAUCUUAUGGGUUGGAUUCUAUGGAUGAAGUAGAGAGCCACGUUUUUAGUGCGUAUACGCAGCCAGCAGUUUCACAAGAUAAGCCCCCUUCAACAGCUCCUAAGAUACGUAAAACUGUUAGCGUCCGUGUCCAUGAAGCAGUGAAAGCAAUCGCACUGUGCCAUAACGUUACUCCCGUCUACGAGUCUCACGGGCCCGACUCAACUGACCGAGCUGAAGCGGAGCAAAAUUAUGAGGAUGCAUGUCGGAUUUACCAAGCAGCCAGUCCAGAUGAGGUGUCUUUGGUGCAGUGGACAGAGUGCGUAGGACUAACUCUUGUUGGCCGGGACCAAUCCUCAAUGCAGCUGAGGACACCUGGAGGACAUAUUUUGAACUUCAGUAUCUUGCAAGUGUUUCCAUUUACCUAUGAGAGCAAGCGCAUGGGAAUCAUUGUCAGAGAUGAAUCUACAGGAGAGAUUACCUUCUACAUGAAAGGGGCUGAUGUGGUCAUGAUGGGAAUUGUUCAGUAUAAUGACUGGCUUGAAGAAGAGUGUGGGAACAUGGCUAGAGAAGGACUUCGAGUUCUGGUUGUUGCUAAAAAGUCUUUGACAGAAGAGCAGUACCAGGAUUUUGAGACUCGUUACAAUCAAGCAAAACUAAGUGUUCAUGAUCGAUCAUUGAAAGUGGCAACUGUGAUUGAGAGUUUGGAGAUGGAAAUGGAGCUUCUUUGCCUGACUGGUGUGGAGGACCAGCUGCAAGUUGAUGUCAGGCCUACCUUAGAGAUGCUGAGAAAUGCGGGGAUAAAGGUAUGGAUGCUCACUGGGGACAAACUUGAAACAGCAACUUGCACAGCAAAAAAUGCACAUCUAGUAACCAGGAACCAAGAUAUUCACAUCUUCCGAACUAUAACCAAUCGAGGAGAGGCUCACUUAGAGCUUAACGCUUUCAGAAGGAAACACGAUUGUGCAUUGGUCAUUUCUGGUGACUCACUAGAGGUGUGCCUGAAGUUCUAUGAGUAUGAGUUCAUGGAGCUGGCCUGUCAGUGCCCUGCAGUAGUAUGCUGUCGAUGUGCUCCUACACAAAAAGCACAAAUUAUACGCCUGUUGCAGCAGAGGACUCGGAAAUUAACAUGUGCAGUAGGUGAUGGAGGAAAUGAUGUCAGUAUGAUCCAGGCUGCUGACUGUGGAGUAGGGAUUGAAGGCAAGGAAGGAAAGCAAGCAUCUUUGGCAUCAGAUUUCUCUAUUACUCAGUUCAAACACCUUGGUCGAUUGCUGAUGGUUCAUGGACGCAACAGCUAUAAGAGAUCAGCAGCUCUCAGCCAGUUUGUGAUCCACAGGAGCCUGUGUAUUAGUACCAUGCAGGCUGUUUUCUCUUCAGUAUUUUAUUUUGCUUCCAUUCCUCUGUAUCAAGGUUUCCUUGUUAUAGGGUAUUCAACAAUUUACACCAUGUUCCCAGUGUUCUCCCUUGUUCUGGACAAGGAUGUGAAGUCGGAAGUUGCGAUGCUUUAUCCAGAACUAUACAAAGAUCUUACUAAGGGUCGACCACUCUCCUUUAAAACCUUCUUGAUUUGGGUUUUAAUUAGUAUAUACCAAGGUGGUAUAAUAAUGUAUGGGGCUCUUCUGUUGUUUGACUCGGAGUUUGUGCAUGCAGUAGCCAUUUCCUUUACUUCACUUAUUCUCACUGAGUUACUGAUGGUGGCGCUCACUAUCCAAACCUGGCACUGGCUCAUGAUUGUGGCAGAACUUCUCAGUCUUAGCUGCUACAUUGCUUCUCUUGUUUUCUUGCAUGAGUUCAUUGAUGUUUACUUCAUCAUCACCUUAUCCUUUCUGUGGAAAGUCACAGUAAUCACUCUCAUCAGUUGUCUUCCCCUGUAUGUUCUGAAGUAUCUGAGAAGAAGAUUCUCUCCUCCGAGCUACUCUAAGCUUACCUCGUAGAUGCUGAGAUGUGGAUAAUAAUCCAUCCCUUUAAGGAUUCACGUCCAACAACUUGGGAAGUUUAUUUGACAAUUUCAAAUACUACUGAUGCUCUAAAGUUAUAACUGUGACACUCAUGACCAACUGAUGAAUAACAAUUGUCCAGCAGACACUACCAGAGAUGCAGCAUAAUGCUUCGGAGUCAUUAGUUUUAACUGCAAUUAAAGUCAAAAAGGGAAUCAUGGUACUGUACAAAAGUAAGUCAGCCAGAAAAAGAAAAUUGCUGAAAGAAAAAGGAACACAACCCACUCAAUGAAACAGUGGUUAAGCCACUAAUACAAAAUAAUUUUAAAUUGCCCCUCUUUAAUCAUUGUUUUACUUUGUUUGUGACCUUUUUCCACCCUCGUUCAGGACUUAGACAAAUUGUUGAUAUGUUUCCAUUCUCCAAAUAAGUUGUACCUAUCGACUAGUUGAAUUAACAUAUUUUCUUCAAUGUUUCAACCAUGUCUACAUGUUUUCACCUUAGUUACAGGUUACAAAGGUACAGCAUUUCUUUAAUUCAGACUGAAGAUAUUAUCCCUUCUUCAAAAUGUGACUAAAACACUGUUUCACUGUCAGUGCCAUGGGGGCCUCUUGCUAUGUGGGCUGUGAUAAUGAACACACAAGAACAAAUUCUUCAUCUAUGUUAGAACACUUUAAUUCAUGAAUUGAUAUGUUCAUAGAGUCAGUGUACUUUCUAUUUUGUUAUAAAUACAUCUAUGUUUUGAAUGUGUCAUAGAUCACACGUGCACUUUAUAACCAGUAUAAGUUUUCCUAUAGUGAGGUACCCAGAAUGGCAAUUACAUACAUUUCUAGUUCUGAACACAGAAGGUUUUGUUUUGUAGUAUCUCUCAGUUCAGAUAUCUGUUGCUUUGAUGAAUGAAUCAAAAAUGCUGACUUAAACUUUCUAUAAAAUAAUUGCAAAGCCACAUUUUCUUUUCAUCACAUCUACUCAUACUUUUAAAUAAUAGUAGCUCUAAAAGGACUAGUUUCCCCUUCCCAGCCAUGAGAGUUUGUUUUCAUGGCUCUCUUCUUGAGAUGAUAAAAGAGAACUGUAAAAAGGACAUAGGAAUUGUGUCAGGAGUGCUCUCAUAAAAACAUUUUUAAUUGUAAGUUGAGUGAUAGAAGUGGAUACUGGUCAUUUAAAGAUGAUUCCAUGCCCUCGUGAUUCUGGAGUGAAAAGUGAGUAUAUUUAAAUCAUAUUGCAUGGUACCAUCCCUUCUGCUCGGUAAAAUUGAACUUGUGCAAGGUAAAAUAUACGUCACUUUUUAUUAUACAGCAGAAACCUAUACACAUCAAUAACACUAAUCAUUACCUGUAAACAUUUUUUUAAAAAUCUUUACUAAUACAAUCAACCUGCCUGUUUUCCAGCUCAAGGCAGCAACAACUUAAUGAUUUCCAUUGUCAUUACAAUGCCUGCUGUGAGUUUGCAAGGUUAAUUUUCAACUUUGAAUUCUUGGUUCUAAAGAAGGGAACUGUACUUCUUUGAGGCUGUAAAGUUUACAUAGAAGUGUUAUAACUGUGCCCAAUACGGGCUACACAUGUAUGUAUGCUUUUAAAAUGAUGUGUGUAAGUAAUAUGUCUGAUGAUGGUAUAAAAGCUGUAUUUAUUGUGUUGCUGAUACUUUUUUUGAAGCUUUUGUGAAUUUGGACAACGAAAUAUGAAUGCUGUAAGAAGAUUGAUUUGUGUUCACGAUAUAUUCCUGCAUCCCGGAUGAGCUUAUUACCUUUGCAUGAAAGAAGGCAUAGUGAAUGAAGUGCUUUCUUUCUGCUCCUUGUAACUGGAACAAAACAAAACAUGACCUGUUGGACUUCCAACCCAUUUGCUGAUCAAUUUUGUCAAUCUCCUGCAGCAACUUAUUGUAACUAGGACUGAACAAAUACUAACUUAACUGACUGAUUGGAUCUUUUGAAUUUCUGUGUGAAUAUCAGAGCUCAAAACCCAGCUGUCUAAUGAAAGUAUUUGAAGUCCAAAUUGUGUUUAACCUAUUUUCAUGCAUCUCAAAGAGAGACAGUCUGUGUAAUAUACUUGUCGUCAAAUUGGUAUGGACUGAUGUAGGUCUAAUACCAAAUGUUGUUUAGUGUUCGUGUUAGUGCUACAGCCACCUUUAUCAUGACUUUCUCAAUUUCCUUUUGAGACCGAAGAAGCACUUGGCAGAGAUAGGGUUAAGUGGAUUGUGAAGGUAUUUCACCCAGCUGUCCUUCUGCAAUAAUAAGUAGCUGGUUUCCAAACACCGCUAAGAGGAAGUUGGAGAGGGUUUGCUGUUGUCUGAAAAAUAAUAGUGCAUGAGGAAGUGAGGAACAAAGUAAGAGCACUAACUAGUAGUGGGGAAAAAAUUUUAAAAUGGUCUUCAUCUGUCAGUGUGUAUUACGUUUAGUUUUAUAGAACUUUAUUCUUAUUAAUUGCCUCAAUACAAAGAUGUGUGGUACAAUUAAACCAAUUUGUUAUCCUGUUUAUAAGUGAAAUAAUGAUAAAAAAUGAUAUUAUUCCUGUGAAAUGUCCUGUUGUGUUAAUUGAUGACCUUUUAAUACAUUUGGUGUAAUUCCUACAAAGCUUUUCUCAAGCGAUUAAUUAACCUGCUGCCUUUGAAAAAAGGUUAAUUUCCUUUUGUAUGUCUGAAUGUUUCUAAACAUUUUAAAUCAAAAAUUGCUGUCUGAUUCAGUGUCUUGUAGGUGUAUUUACACUUUGUAAAUGUUUCUACAGUAGCUGCAAGUUCCCCUGGGUCAUGAUUCAAAUUUAAGGCCACUCACAGGACAUUCCUUGGAUAAUAAAAUGUGAGGCUGGAUGAACACAGCAGGCCAAGCAGCAUCUCAGGAGCACAAAAGCUGACGU
Messenger RNA from Stegostoma tigrinum, 6150 nucleotides. Its product is annotated as probable phospholipid-transporting ATPase IIA. Gene Ontology annotation, biological process: endocytosis; phospholipid translocation; retrograde vesicle-mediated transport, Golgi to endoplasmic reticulum. Gene Ontology annotation, cellular component: endosome; plasma membrane; trans-Golgi network. The record is from RefSeq and is a predicted model, not a curated record. NCBI's taxonomy places the organism in Eukaryota, Metazoa, Chordata, Chondrichthyes, Orectolobiformes, Stegostomatidae. The coding region runs from base 163 to 3300 and encodes 1045 amino acids. The transcript is spliced from 28 exons. Gene Ontology annotation, molecular function: ATP hydrolysis activity; ATPase-coupled intramembrane lipid carrier activity; ATP binding.